This is a messenger RNA of Penicillium canescens, 360 nucleotides long. Its product is annotated as alpha/beta hydrolase. The coding region runs from base 1 to 360 and encodes 119 amino acids. Lineage: Eukaryota; Fungi; Ascomycota; Eurotiomycetes; Eurotiales; Aspergillaceae. The record is from RefSeq and is a predicted model, not a curated record. The transcript has a single exon.
AUGCCUUUCCAUGGUCAUUAUACUCUCGAGAAGGUGCAAUAUCCUUCUCGUGGGGAAAUACUCAGUGGGAUCCUGUUUCGUUCGACCAACAUCAAGAACCCACCCGGGAUUGUGAUCCCCGGCCCAUAUUCAUUCGUGAAGGAACAAGCACAACUGCAAUACGCAACUCGUCUAGCAGAUGAAGGCUACGCAGCCUUGAUCUUCGAUCCCCGCACCGUUGGCGAAAGCACCGGCCAACCACGAAGAUUGGAGAACCCCAAAAUGAAAAACGAUGAUCGCAGGACUCGAAUACCUCACGGCACGCGAUGGCAUCGAUGCAUCCCGGCUCUUCCUCGACGGUAUCUGUCAGGAGGGGCCUGA